AGGGGGUUGGAGCUCCGGUCGCCGCCGCCGCCGCGACACCCCGACCGACGAGAGCGAGAGACGGCGAUGGCGCUCACCAACUUCAUCGUGACGGUGGCGGCGGUUGGCGCGGCGGUGCUCCUCUUCACCACCGACGUCCGCAAGUCCGGCGCCGUCUUCCGCCGCAACGCCCGCCAAAUCCGGCACUGGCUCGAGGAGGACACCGCGUCCGCCGCAUCCAAGUCUGCAAAAGAAGCUGUACCGCCUCCCAAGAAAUUGGAUGCAGAGAUUCCCAAGGAUAAGCCAAAGGAUCACUGAAAUCAUUAUGUUUUGUGCAUGAUAUAACCUUUGUCAUAGCUAUGAUCCUUGUGCAUGACAAAUAUAACUGUCUACUCAUUCUACCCAUGCUGAGUCAUAGAGAUCUGUAGUAGCUCAUAAAUGUAUGCAUGCCAAAUAUGUUUUCAUUUCUGGAGA
Molecule: messenger RNA, 453 nt
Organism: Lolium rigidum
Lineage: Eukaryota; Viridiplantae; Streptophyta; Magnoliopsida; Poales; Poaceae
Exons: 2
Coding region: 67-297 (76 amino acids)
Source: RefSeq, a predicted model, not a curated record